Messenger RNA from Phragmites australis (common reed), 2354 nucleotides. Its product is annotated as calcium-dependent protein kinase 24-like. NCBI's taxonomy places the organism in Eukaryota, Viridiplantae, Streptophyta, Magnoliopsida, Poales, Poaceae. Gene Ontology annotation, molecular function: ATP binding; calmodulin binding; calcium ion binding. The transcript is spliced from 9 exons. Bases 513 to 2045 code for a protein of 510 amino acids. Gene Ontology annotation, cellular component: cytoplasm; nucleus. Gene Ontology annotation, biological process: protein autophosphorylation; intracellular signal transduction; peptidyl-serine phosphorylation. The record is from RefSeq and is a predicted model, not a curated record.
CUCGUCAUCUCCUUCCUCCCUCCUUCCUGGUCACCCAUGGAGAAUUCCUUAGAUACGACCUAGCUUCCCAACCCCGGCGCUCUCCUUCCCCCAUCACCUUCUCCGCAAAUCAAAAGGCAAAAGGCAGAUAUUUCAGCUCGGUUCGUCAUCAUCUCACCCCAUUGGAAGAAGACCCCCAAAAUCCUAUAAAAAUGUGUGGAGUUAUCACCCACGCCGCCAAGAUCCUGUCCUCUUGCGCGGCCAGCUCGUAGCUCCACGCGGGAUAAAGAGGCCAGUCUUUUCUUCUGCCUCGCCCCCUUUUUCUUUCGGCAAGAUGGCAUCUUUCCCAUGUGACACCUGAUAAAGGCUCCGAGAUCCCUAGCUUCCCGUGUUCUUCCGUCGCCAAUCCGCGGAAAUCCCUGGAGGAGGCACAGAAAUUUGUAGCCAGAGAUUUCCUGAGGACAAGCUUCCUUCCCUGGUGCCGCGGGCGUCCCUACGGUUCUUGAUCCGGGGAGCACGCCAGUGGCGCACCAAUGCAGCCGGACCCGAGCGGGAACGCCAAUGCGAAGGCGAAGCUGCCGCAGCCGGUGACAGCGCCGGCGCUGUCGUCGGGUCGGCCGGCGUCCGUGCUGCCGUACAAGACGGCGAACGUGCGCGACCACUACCGCAUCGGGAAGAAGCUGGGGCAGGGGCAGUUCGGCACCACGUACCAGUGCGUGGGCAAGGCCGACGGCGCCGAGUACGCGUGCAAGUCCAUCCCCAAGCGCAAGCUGCUGUGCCGCGAGGACUACGAGGACGUCUACCGCGAGAUCCAGAUCAUGCACCACCUCUCCGAGCACCCCAACGUCGUCCGCAUUCGCGGCGCCUACGAGGACGCGCUCUUCGUGCACAUCGUCAUGGAGCUCUGCGCCGGCGGCGAGCUCUUCGACCGCAUCGUGGCCAAGGGCCACUACAGUGAGCGCGCGGCCGCACAGCUUAUCAAGACGAUCGUCGGGGUCGUGGAGGGGUGCCACUCGCUCGGCGUCAUGCACCGAGACCUCAAGCCGGAGAACUUCCUGUUCGCCAGCACCGCCGAGGAUGCACCUCUCAAGGCCACUGACUUUGGGCUUUCCAUUUUCUACAAGCCUGGUGACAAAUUUUCUGAUGUCGUUGGGAGCCCCUAUUAUGUUGCACCAGAGGUGCUUCAGAAAUGCUAUGGUCCAGAAGCUGAUGUCUGGAGUGCUGGGGUGAUUCUGUACAUUUUGCUUUGUGGUGUUCCCCCAUUCUGGGCAGAAACUGAAGCUGGAAUCUUCAGGCAGAUUCUACGAGGCAAAAUUGAUUUUGAAUCUGAACCCUGGCCUAGUAUCUCUGAUAGUGCUAAAGAUCUAGUCCGUAAUAUGCUUACCCGGGAUCCUAGAAAGAGAUUUAGUGCUCAUGAGGUUCUCUGUCACGCAUGGAUUGUUGAUGAUGCUGUGGCACCUGAUAAGCCUAUUGAUUCUGCUGUUUUGUCAAGGCUGAAGCAUUUUUCGGCAAUGAACAAGCUCAAGAAGAUGGCAUUGAGGGUUAUUGCUGAAAGCCUAUCUGAGGAAGAGAUUGGAGGCCUGAAGGAGCUGUUCAAAAUGAUCGAUACUGACAAUAGUGGAACUAUAACAUUUGAUGAGCUGAAAGAUGGCUUGAAAAGGGUAGGCUCAGAAUUAACAGAGAAUGAAAUCCAGGCUUUAAUGGACGCAGCUGAUAUUGACAACAAUGGAACCAUCGACUAUGGUGAAUUCAUUGCAGCUACACUGCACAUGAAUAAACUGGAGAGGGAGGAAAACCUGGUGUCAGCAUUUUCAUUUUUUGACAAAGAUGGAAGUGGUUUCAUAACCAUUGAUGAGCUGUCACAAGCAUGCUGUGAAUUUGGUCUUGAGGAUGCUCACCUGGAGGACAUGAUUAAAGAUAUCGAUCAGAACAAUGACGGGCAAAUUGAUUACAGCGAGUUUGCGGCAAUGAUGAGGAAGGGCAAUGCUGGUGCAGCAGGAAGGAGAACCAUGAGGAACAGCUUGCAUCUGAAUCUCGGUGAACUCUUGAAUCCCGGCAAAAGCUAACGUGUACCAGACGGCCUUCCCUGGUACAUUGUCAUGGACUGGACUUUUGUGCACUCAUCAGCUGGACUGAUCUAAAAGGGCACAUUGUCGAGUGAUGUUGCUGAGAUGGUGGAGAGUUUUCAUAGUACCGUGGUAUACUGUGGUUUCAGCUAGUGAGAGAGAAAUGGUAAUACCACCUUGUUGCCAAUUUUAGAUGCUGGGGAUGAUAAUAUGAUCAACUGCUUAUAUGUAUUCCUGUGGAUGACAUCGAUGUAGAUUGAAUAUUGUUGGAAAGUUUACAUGCGUAGUAAUACUUCUGUUGCUUGUCAA